Molecule: messenger RNA, 615 nt
Organism: Symbiodinium sp. CCMP2592
Lineage: Eukaryota; Dinophyceae; Suessiales; Symbiodiniaceae
Source: the annotation of a GenBank genome assembly
AUGAACUACAGCCAUGACACGGAGAUGGAUCGGGAUUGGGCCGCUGACCAGCUGCGUCGAAAGAAGAAUGCGCUGAGCGGUCUCCCAGAUUCCCCCAUCCGCCGCACCGCGGCUGCUCUGCCACAGGUCGCAGUUGCGGCGGUGCAGGGCCUGCAGGGUGCAGCGGCGACACCACCCGGGGCAGCCACACUAGGCAACGCUCUCUCCGCCCUUGCAAUCAAUGCGGGGAGCGCAGAGCACGUGCAGAGAAUCUGCCAUGGGCUUUUGGCUUUGCUCUACGACAAGGAGUGCCUCCCUGUCCACCAGGAGUUUGCGCAACUGAAGGCCCCGCGCUUGCUGGAGGCUUCCCUUCGAUGCCUUCACGGGCUGACAUUCGACACCGAGGCCAGGCUGUGGAGGGGACCCCGACUCGAUGGUAAGACGCGUGCAAUCGUGUGCUUGGCCUGGAAGGCGAAGACAGCCGUGGUUUCCAGCAACGACGAGCAGAAUACUCUGGAUGAGGCGUGGGACGAUACCGCCGUCAUCUGCAAGCGAGUGCUACAGAGACUGAACGAUGGUCGGAAGACUGUGAACCGAAGGCCCUCCCACUCCUCGCACGCUGUUGAGGGAGCGUGA